ACAGCCUACAACUGAAACAUUAAGUGUAACUGUGUGCUCGACUUCUUCACUCACUUUCUCUGUUUUCUGGACUCAAGUCAUGUCGAACAACACCGCCCCGAACAGCAGUUUAGUUAUCGCCCAGAAGGCAGUGAAGCAGCUCCGUCUUGAGGCCAGCGUCCGUCGGAUAAAGGUUUCUCAGGCUGCUGCAGAACUGAAGACCUUCUGUUUGCAAAAUGCUCACAAAGACCCUCUCCUCACCGGAGUGCCCUCCAGCGAUAACCCGUUCAGGCCUCCCAAGUCAUGUGUCCUCCUCUGAGGGCUGUGAAGGAGUGCAAAACACUCAUCAAUAGAAUCCUGUUCAUUCCCACUUCUGUUCCUGUGUCCUACUGCCACUGAAGAUAAAGAA
Messenger RNA from Scomber scombrus (Atlantic mackerel), 388 nucleotides. RefSeq lists its product as uncharacterized. Gene Ontology annotation, cellular component: heterotrimeric G-protein complex. The record is from RefSeq and is a predicted model, not a curated record. Bases 80 to 298 code for a protein of 72 amino acids. Gene Ontology annotation, molecular function: G-protein beta-subunit binding. The transcript has 3 exons. Lineage: Eukaryota; Metazoa; Chordata; Actinopteri; Scombriformes; Scombridae. Gene Ontology annotation, biological process: G protein-coupled receptor signaling pathway.